AUGCCCAAACGCGUAUCGAAGAACGUUACAAUAACUCAGGUUUCAUUAUUAUCUCAAGAAGAAGAAUACAAUAAAAAAUUAAAAGCUAUAAAAACGAAUGAAGAUUUAAAACAAAAGUAUUUUCGUUGUUGGAAAUGGAAUAUGACUCCACCAGCUGAGCAUUUACUGAAUACAAGGGAUCAGAAUUCGAUUCGAUUAACUACAACGAUAUUACUCUUUGUAUAUUUUGUUUUAUUUGGUGCAUCGAUUUACCUGAGUACUGCAACGUAUUAUAAAGGUCAACAACAUGAAGUUGAUAGAAUUCUUGCCGAAUGUGUUCGUGAUUUUCCUGCUUUCCUAAAUGACACAACAAAUUGUUGUGAAUGUGUCAGUAAACAUUUAUUUUUAAAAAGCAUACCAAAAUUACUUGUUAAUGUACAUGUUAAAACUCGUGAAUUUGAAAUUUGUCAAAUAUUAUUCACUGUAACAGGUGCAAUAAACAAUGGUGUCAUAUGGUACGUAUGGGGUGGUCCCCGGUUAUUAGUUGGAUCAGCUGUUUUGGUAACAUUAGCUGGAGUAGGAACAUUGUACACCACGAAUGAAUUUUAUACUACAUUAAUUGAUGCUAUUAUACUGUUUUUUUCAUUUUUUAUUGUAUGUCGAGCUAUCGAUGCAUUGGCCGGUGUAUCGAAAGCAUUACCACGUCGAACAACAAAAUCAUUUCUUUCAAAAGAUAAAAUAACAUCGACAUAUCGAUUUCAAAAUGAUUAUCGAAGUCAGUGUUUAUUGGUGCGUGUUGGAACAGUGUCUGUAUCGGCGGCAAUAAAGAAAGUCCAUGAACAAUCUACACAAUGCGAAAAUGAAAAGUUGGUAGUUUAUAGAGGAUCUAAAAUGUCUGUUGAUGAAUUAGAGAAGAUUCGUGAUAAUAUUGGUGAUGUCUUUACGUCUACAACAUUUUUAUCCACAACACUUUCGAAAGAUUUGGCAAUGCUUUAUGCUGGUAAACCAUCAUUAGAUUCAUCUCAUACUCAGUCUGCAGUGUUUAAAAUAGAAACUGAUCCUCACAUAACCACAAAACCAUACGGUAAUAUAAUAACAAUUCGUUCGUGUGGUGAAGAAGAAGUGUUAUUUUCAAUUGAGAGUACAUUAUGA
Molecule: messenger RNA, 1131 nt
Organism: Didymodactylos carnosus
Lineage: Eukaryota; Metazoa; Rotifera; Eurotatoria; Philodinida; Philodinidae
Source: the annotation of a GenBank genome assembly